UAGGAAGGAGAACUAGUUCACUAAUGGCAUGAUGCACUAAACCUGAUUGUGACGUAGCACUGUUUAUGUUUUGUAUUCGCGGUCGUGGGUUCGUACUUACCUCGUAUACGUGUAUCGUGUGUAAGAGUAGUGUACUUUACCUACAUACUUUUUAUUGCUGUGACCGCGAUUGUUGUAUUACUCAUUAUUAUUGUGAGAUUAUGUGCCAAGUACACAGUGCGUUUUGUUUAUCGUUGCAUUGGCGAUGCGUGUGCUCGUGUUGAUACGACUGUAUCCGAAGCAUUGAUUCGAUCAUUUCGUGAGAAGUUGUUGUGUUUUUUUUUUUUUUUUUUUUUUUUGAUAAAACUCGAGUUUGAUACGCGUGAAUUGUUUUAGUAAUACUGAACAAUAGUUGAAAUACAUCUACGUGUGCUGUGUUGUGUCUACGGAAAUGUAGCGUGGGAAUAUAUUACCAGGAUGUAUACGUUUUAAAUGCUGGGAAUUUGAUUAGAAAAAGAUCGACGUAGAUGAUCUCAUCUUCCAAGGCAGCUCUAUAAAAAAACAUCACGAUGAAUGAAAGACAUCUAAAGUUCCAUACAAAUCCUCCUUCGUUAUCGGAACUUGCUUCCAUCACCGCAGCCAUUGACUUUUGCCGGCAUGAAGUGAGUGUUCGAUGGGCAAGUGGGAGUAUUAGUCAAGUAUGCCAGCUGUUUAUGGCUUUUCCUGGAAAGCACAUCCCUUCGCUUCCGAGACGUAUCAGAGAAUUGAUUCGAUGUCAUAUUGAGCUGGUGCAGAGAGAAAUUGAAACCUGGAUUAAUUAUCAAUGUGAUCGGAUUUUCGAGAGCAGAUCGAUGAAGGCGGCCGAGUUCCUGAUCGAGUUCUUCGAUCGUAUUACGUGGUUUCAACCUGGUAUCAUCGACUACGAAAGGACUGCUGAAAAUAUGUUGGAGUGUGGUCGAUUGACGGAGUUGGAGAAGUACUCGGUGGCGUGUACGUAUUGCUUCGAAGAGGACGUGCUGAAAUUACGAGAGCUGCUGAAAGAAGGUAUAUGUCGCCCCAACAUAAUUUUUAUUCAACAUUCGUUACUGUAUUAUUGGGAAUAUCGAUUGAUCGACAAGAUUCCAGUCAUACCUAACAAUAUUCCUGAUUUCUUGGAUACCAGCAUCAUGAAUUGGCCGGCUGUCGACAACUGGCCAGCUAUCCGGUACUUUUUUAAUUAUUUAGACGAUCUCAACCAAACGUUCCAAGCUAAACAAAUUAUCGCUAGGUAUAUCGAUGGUAAAUUCACCCCUUUCAUCUUGGCCGAAUUGACUGAAGCGCAGUUUGAACACGUGGUCGCUGAAAUGGGCAGCGUAAUGAUGCUGAGGAUGAUAAAUAAUCCGAAGCUGAACGAUUACACGUUUCAGAUUUGGUUACAAGUCAGGCAUGUUAUGAAUCAAAGUCAAUUUUUCGAGAUGAUUCGAGGUAUUCUGAAUUCCAGAAUUAGGUACUCGGGCAACCUCACGAAUGAGGAAACUGUGUUACGUAUUCGUAUAUGGAGCACAGCCAAUGGUGUUCAGAAAGAAACAGCGAUAAGUGGCCUGAUCGAAGAACGUACUCCUUUCGAGUAUCGAGGAUGCUUGAAAAGGUUACCUCGAGAUCAGCGUUUCUUAUUGAAUAUCUUGGCAGAUGCCAGUUUUGAGCAGCGAAAUUUUAUAUGGAGGCAUAACUGGCUGAGUUUAAUUUAUGGCACGAAUGUUCACUCAUUGGAGCAACUGAUGGGCUUGUGUUUGAAGAAUGCAGAGGAAGUGGUCAUGUUCAAGGAACAAGUUUUAAUGAACUUUUCCAAUAUCGAAAAAUACUGCUUGGAGUUAGCCGAAGAGAGAUUGUUCGACGAAUUAAACGAAUUCUUGAGAUUUUGCUGCUCGCCUCAUCCAGAGCAAGUACCUCAUUUUAAGAAACAAAUCUUAGAAUCUUGUUUUUUGGGCGAAAAUUCCAAAAUUAAUUAUCAUCUUUUACGAGAUCUCCAUCAACUAGAUAAGUUUAUCGGAGAAACAUUCCAAGAUGAUAAUUUAGCUGCUAAUUUUAAAAAACAGAUGGUCGUGUUGCCCACUAAUGUAGAAUUCAUCCAAAGCGUUGUUCUAAAUGGAGAUCUCCGUCUGGUGAAAAAUCUAUUUAGUUUGUUCCUUUCGACAGAGCCUGAUUUAAAAUGGAUGAAAUGCCAGUUCUUAGAUCUCUGUCGUAGUUCGUUAUCUAGCGAUAAUUUUACCAAGUUUGAAACUCGCGAGUGGCAAGAUUUUAUCGGUUGGUGUGCCGGAAACGAACAAAAAGUAAAAGAAUUUAAACGAUCGAUACGUUUAGACGAUGUUUUUGAGACCGUAUUGACCAGAUGUUUCGAAUUCCAAAGUAUUACCCAUUGUUGUAGUGCUACAAAGUGCGAUAACGAUAUGAGUUUUUAUAAUUUGCUGAAUAAUUUUUUACUGUGGUAUUUCGGUUGUGUUGAGGAAAUCAAUAGGUUUAAGUUGAAUAAGAUCGGAAGAUAUGACGAAAUAAGAAUAUUGACGAGAAUUUUUGCUGAGGGAAGCGAGUGUUUUAUUGAUAGUUUGCUCCAGUGGUUUUUCAACUCCGAUAAUGAAGCAAUAGAGAAAUUUAAAACGACGUUUAAGAAAUCGAGGAAUUCAUUUUAUUAUUGAGUUGUGACUUUUGUGUUAAGUUGGUAGCAUGUACCAAAGAUCAAAACUAUGUUCUGCCUUUGCCUAUCUAAUUUACUCGGAAUCGAUGGGGUAACUGAACAUCUCGUGCUUGUUCAUUGUUCUUGACAUCAUAGGUACAGAAGUUUCAAAAGUUUUGAAAAUUAUUGAAAAAACUUACAUAUGUACAAGGCAGGUACAUAGGUACCUAUCUAAACAGUCUGAAAACUUUUUGUUACUAGAUAAAUCUAAAUCGAAAGAACAUGUGCAAGCACAUCAACAGCCAAAAUUUCAGCGAUCAAAGUACAUUUUUCGAAUUUUUGUGAAUUUUUAAACAUCGAAUUUGGGCUAAAAAUGUACCAAAAAAAUCAAAAUUUCACCUAAUUGACUUAGAGAGCUGAAAUUUUGUUUGUACCCUAUUUCUGAUCCUAAUUAAAACAUGCUGAAUCGAAUAAAGGGCACAUACAAAAUUUCAGCUUUCUUGGUCAAUUUUUCAAAAUUUUGUUUUUUUUUGUAAAAUUUUCAACUCAGAUGUGAUUUUCAAAAAUUCACCAAAAAUCAAAAAAUGGUCUUUAGCUUCUGAAAUUUUGUCUUGUGAUGUAUUUUUUGCGUGAUCUUUCGUUUUAGCGGUGUUUGGUCCAGAAAAAUUUUCGCUGUUGGGAUACCUCUCUUGUUAAUCCUGAUUAAUCCUUUAUUUAAUAUGGGAUUAUUGUUCUCAGUAAAUGUACAUAUUUUUCGAUGAUGUCAUGGUAUCAUCUCCAAAAUUGAAGGAGGUGAUUAGUAAUUUUUAGUAGGUACCUAACACUUCUGUCUCUUGCUCUUUCAGUUUUUUUUUGUGUUUUCGAAUAGACAGAGGAGAAAUGUAGGUACUGAAUAAGACUGUGAGGUGCAAUUUUAAUCAUAUGUACCCUCAUUUGUGAAUUAUACCUACGUGUUCAUUUUAUAAGAUUUAAAAAUAUUUAUGUUCAUUUUUUAGAUUAUCUACUUUUCCAUUUUAUAAUUACUUGUUGUAAGUAUGUACUAUGUACCUACAUAUCUAUGUGAAUACCUAUCUAGGUAUAAUGUGAAUUCGCGCAGUUCGUUUUUAGAUUUUUUUGUUUUAAUUUAUCAAGCAACUGAUUUAUUUUAGUAGCAUAAGUAUUUAUUUACGUCUUUGUUUUGAUCACUUUCUACUCGUAGUUCAAUUGGUUUACCUAUACAUGUUUUGAUUUAAUUACCUAUUUUAAACUUUGACGUUCUCAUAUGUUGGAAACAAAAUGCCAGACAGUAAUAUGUAUUUCUCUCUCAUAUUUGAUGUGAUAAUUUUUAUUUUAAGUAGAAGAAAUUUUAUUUAUUCUCACUAACUAUGUAAACAAGUAAUGACUUUAUGUUGAUCUCAAAAAAUAUAGACGCAAUUUUCUGUA
This is a messenger RNA of Planococcus citri (citrus mealybug), 4051 nucleotides long. RefSeq lists its product as uncharacterized. The transcript is spliced from 2 exons. Bases 549 to 2651 code for a protein of 700 amino acids. Lineage: Eukaryota; Metazoa; Arthropoda; Insecta; Hemiptera; Pseudococcidae. The record is from RefSeq and is a predicted model, not a curated record.